Ambispora gerdemannii is the source of this 2910-nucleotide messenger RNA. The record is from the annotation of a GenBank genome assembly. Lineage: Eukaryota; Fungi; Glomeromycota; Glomeromycetes; Archaeosporales; Ambisporaceae.
AUGCGAACUAAAAGAACCAAUAGAAAAGCUGUUGCUACCAAAGCAUCAAAAGGCAAAACAGAUAAACAAGUGGUGGUGUUGCAUUCUGAUGGCAGUAAAAGUUUCUUGGAGACGGUUGACGUUGAAUCUUUGUCGCAAAGUAAUAAAGAAAAAACUAUUAAAAGAGAAUCAAGAAACGAAUAUGAAAAAAUUGAGUUUAUGGAUGUUGAUUCAAAUGAUGAAGAAGUUGUGCAAGAGAAAGAUAUUGGGAAGCAUGAUGAACCGAUAAGUCUUAUUCAAUCAGGAAAUAAAGAUGGAGAGGAUGAAAGUGAUGAAUUCGAAGAGGUAGUGGUACCCGAAUAUGAACCAAAUGAAGCACAACCACAAUACUCUUAUGACAAUUAUGUGAAGCUAAAACCAGAGCAAGAGAAAACAAUCGAAAUAACUUUCUCCGCUCCAGCAAUAAAAGCACGCGGAAUCUCAAAAAUGGAUCGUGUUAUUCGAACUGGGAUUCACAAAAUACACGUGAUGUCUCUUUUAGCACAUGGCAUGAUUCGAAACAGAUGGUGUAAUGAUACGCUUACGCAAGCACUGUUAUGUUCGUUGAUUCCAGCGAGUUCACUUGAAGGUUUUUCAAAGAAUGUAGAGGAUCACUCUAUAUCUGAUUUGAAAAUUCUAUUAGAUCCUUUAUGUUCGUGGUGGCGAGAUUAUUUUGAUAUUACUAGACUUGGAAUUUGUUCCCGAGAUUAUAAUGAAUUUGGGGUGAAGGGAGUUUCAGAGGAGAAUCAAAAAGAUUUUGCUGAUUGGGUUCCUUCUGUCCACGCUCUUCGAACCGCUAUCAAAGAAGGCAAAGGAAGCAAAGACACUUCUGCACAGUUGUUUGUCGCGUUGUUGAGAUCAUUAGGUUUUUCUGCUCGAUUGAUAAUUUCGUUGCAAGCUGUUUCGUUUAAAUUUGCGGCUAAAAAGCCUGCGAUAAAGAAAACACCUGUAAAACGAAAAAAUUCUUUUAAGGUGACUUCGAAAAAUAAUCAAGAAGAUGAGGUCGAAGAAGAAUCUUCUAUUGUGUAUACCCAAGAAGCUAAAAGAAAACGCAGCAUCAAUAAUUCUUCAAGUUGCAAAAAAGUCAAGACUGAAAGUAAGGAUAAAAUUGUUACCACGGGAAAAGUCAGCAAGUAUUUCACUACUCAAGUAAAUCAAUCAAAUGCGUCCCAAUCAAAAGAGAGUCCAAGUCGCAAAAUGGAAAAUACUGAUUCGGAUGGUUCUGAAGAUGAAAAAGGUUUUACCCUACUCUCAAGAACACGAUCACUUCGUUCAUAUGCUUUCCAGACAAAGAAUGAAACACCUGCUGCAAAAGAUCAAAGUGAAAAUGAUGAAAGUUCCGAACAUAGCGACUCUCAACCUUCUACUAAAAAAAGUAUUCGCAGAUCACCUCGACUCCAAAAAACUAAAUCAAGGGCACUGAAGAUUGAUAGUUCAAGUGAAAAUGAUGAAGGAAAAGAGAAACAUGAUGAAGAAGCAGAAAGUGAUUAUUAUGAGCCAAUUGUUCUUAUAGAGACAAAAGAAGUCGCUGAUGAUUUUAAGCCACCUUCUCCAAAUAAAUCACGAGCAAGAGCGAAUAGCUCUGCCAAAGCAAAAAACAACUCAAACAGUGUUACAGAAUACGAGGAACCACCGGUUUAUUGGUGCGAAUUAUACUCAGAAAUUGAUAAAAGAUGGUUUUGCGUGGAUCCGAUAAGAGCCAUCAUUGAUGAUCCUCACGCUAUGGAACCGGUUAAUUCUUCUACUAAUAAUGUAAUGGCGUAUGUUGUGGCUUUUGAAAAGGACCUUUUUAUUAAGGAUGUUACUCGUCGGUAUGCUUCUAAAUGGGGUGCACAUACACGUAAGCUACGAAUUCAACCAACUAAAAACGGAUAUGAUUGGUGGCAAGAAACAUUAAAUUAUCGAGUUCGAUUUUAUGAAACGGAACGUGAUAAAUUAGAAGACAAGGAAUUAUCUUCAACACAAAUUUCUGAGGCGAUUCCCACGACCAUUAGCGCUUUUAAUAAUCAUCCAUUAUAUGUUCUUGAACGUCAUUUGAAAAAAUUCGAGAUACUACAUCCAAAGGAACCAAUACUCGGGGAAAUUCGUGGUGAACCGAUUUAUCCACGUGAAUGUGUUAAACAGUUGCACACUGUUGAAACGUGGUUAAAGGAUGCUCGCGAAAUCAAGGAAGGUGAACAACCCCUGAAGUAUGUAAAAGCUCGUGCGGUCACACUAAGCAAGAAAAAGACAGAUAAAAUGUCCGAAUACUUUGGCGAUGCGCCAAGGGAAUCUGGAUUAUAUGCAGAAUGGCAAACAGUCCCAUAUAACCCGAAACAUAUAAUUGAUGGUAAGAUUCCUGUAAACACGUAUGGUAACGUGGACAUGUUCCAACCAAGCAUGUGUCCGAUCGGAGCUGUCCAUAUACCAAUUCGUGGUAUUGCCAAAGUCGCCAAGAAACUUGAGAUUGAAUUUGCCGAAGCUGUCACCGGUUUCGAUUUUCACUGUCAUCGAUGUAUACCCAUAGUUGAGGGUAUUGUUGUCGCUAAAGAGAAUGAAGAGGUUGUCCUAGAGGCAUGGAGAGAACAUUCAGAAGUAGUAGCAAUACAAGAAGCAGCGAAACGACGAAAGAAAGCGUUAACCAGAUGGCGUAAGCUCGUCGUCAAGAUGCGGAUUCGGCUACGCGUCAGUCAACAAUUUGCUGAAAAAAUAGAAGAACGAGCAGAGAGUGGCGAGAGUGAGUUCGAACACGAUGACGAGGACGAGUUAAUGCAUGAUGAUAAUGAAGAGGAGGAAGAGAAGCAGAAUAAGGGUAAGGUCAAGGAAGUGGAUGAUUAUGAUGAUGGGAUAAAGGUUCAAGUAGGCGAGCCCUCUAAAUAUGCUGGAGGCUUUAUCAUGGACUUUGAGGAAUAG